Messenger RNA from Phaeoacremonium minimum UCRPA7, 795 nucleotides. RefSeq names its product putative hit domain-containing protein. Gene Ontology annotation, molecular function: DNA 5'-adenosine monophosphate hydrolase activity; single-stranded DNA binding; single-strand break-containing DNA binding. Gene Ontology annotation, cellular component: nucleus. The transcript has a single exon. Bases 1 to 795 code for a protein of 264 amino acids. Lineage: Eukaryota; Fungi; Ascomycota; Sordariomycetes; Togniniales; Togniniaceae. The record is from RefSeq and is a predicted model, not a curated record. Gene Ontology annotation, biological process: double-strand break repair; single strand break repair.
AUGUUGGACAAACUGUUGACUCCUCUAGUCACUGAACUGAUGGCUGCAAAGCCCAAACCGCAGUCAAAGUCGCCAGGGGCCACACACUCUAAGGGAAAUACUGUAGCCCGCGUCUUCAAGGACCGCGAUGGCCUAGGUGCUUACAUCGCAAAUCCAGGUGGCUUCCCGCCCAGCAGGGUGAUCUACCACACGCCAGACUUCGUCGCCAUCCACGACCUGUACCCGAAAGCAUCGGUGCACUGCCUGUUGCUUCCGCGGUCAGACCAGCAUAAUCUUGAGCACCCAUUCGACGCUUUCGAGGACGCCGCCUUCCUGGCUUCUGUGGAGGCAGAGACCGCCAAGCUCAAGACUCUCGUGGCCAAAGAGCUCCAGCGCCGGUUCGGGCCACACAGCAAGCAAGAUGCCGCCCGCGAGGCGGUGCUGAACGGGACUGCGGACCCGCCGGACCUCGAGCAUCCAGAGCGGCUGCCAGAAGGGCGUGACUGGGAGGCGGAGGUUAAAGUCGGCGUACAUGCACAUCCGAGUAUGAGCCACCUGCAUGUCCACGUCUUCUCGCGGGACAUGCACAGCCCCUGCCUGAAGCAUCGCAAGCACUACAACAGCUUCAACACGCCGUUUCUUGUCGACAUAGCCGACUUUCCGUUGGCGGAGGACGACCCGCGUCGCCAUCCGGGGCAUGAGGGGUUCAUGAAGCAGGGCAUGGUGUGCUGGCGAUGCGGACGGGACUUUAAGAAUAAGUUCAAGGAACUGAAGGAUCACCUGGAGAUCGAGUUCGGGGAAUGGAAACGCGAGUGA